This is a messenger RNA of Cryptotermes secundus, 6511 nucleotides long. Its product is annotated as CD109 antigen. The transcript has 28 exons. The coding region runs from base 163 to 4620 and encodes 1485 amino acids. The record is from RefSeq and is a predicted model, not a curated record. Gene Ontology annotation, cellular component: extracellular region. Gene Ontology annotation, molecular function: endopeptidase inhibitor activity. NCBI's taxonomy places the organism in Eukaryota, Metazoa, Arthropoda, Insecta, Blattodea, Kalotermitidae.
UCAUUCCGCGCGUGUAAGAAGUUUAGUUCGUUUAGUUGGUCAAGGUUCGCUGUCAGAAGAAGGUGUGCAGCGUACAGUUUUAAGGGUUUGUGAUUGUGAUAGCAUUUGAUGAACUCCAUACUUGUGGUGUUCUGAAUUUUAAACAGCUCAAGGCUGGUCGAAAUGGUUAUUCCUCGCCUUGUACUUCUAGGAGUAUUGUGUGUGGUGGAAGGCGCCGUCCAGACAGGGUUCUACACAAUUGUGGCACCACGAGUCUUGAGGCCAAACUCUGAGUAUCAUGUAGCAAUAACAACACAGAAGACGUCACAGCCGACCACUGUGACCGUUGGAGUUGGAGGGAAUCAACAUGGAGGAGGAACGUUUCAAGCUUCCCAGACAGUGACAGUUUCACCAUAUACUACACAUAUUGUCAAGCUAGAGAUUGGUGACCUUGGGCCAGGAACCUAUAAUCUUACAGCUCGUGGUAUAAAUGGCUUGGAAUUCAUAAAUACUACAACACUUCAUUAUGUUCAUAAGAGUCACUCUGUCUUUAUUCAGACUGAUAAAGCUGUGUAUAAGCCAGGACAUAAAGUUCAAUUCCGAGCCUUAAUACUCAAUGCACAUCUGAAACCAAGUGUCACAGGAGCUUUGGAUGUAUACAUAACUGAUGGAAAAGGAAACAGAGUGAAGCAAUGGAGCCGUGCCCUAACAACAAAGGGAGUUUUCUCUGGAGAGUUCCAAUUAUCUCAGUCCCCUGUCCUCGGAGACUGGAACAUAACAGUAGUAGUGAUGGAUCAGUACUUUUACAAGACAUUUCAAGUGGCAGAAUAUGUGCUGCCUAAGUUUGAAGUUACAAUAGAUGCACCAGCGCAUGCAACCUUCAAGGAUUCCCAUCUUGUGGCGACUGUUUAUGCCAAAUACACUUAUGGUAAAGCAGUGAAGGGAGAAGCAACCGUGACAGUAUAUCCAACGUACUACUCAGGUUUACUUCAACCUAUCUUCCAGAAUCCAGUCCGCAAAGUUGUACCUAUUGAUGGAAAAGCAAACGUUGAAUUUGAUAUUACCAAGGAUCUACAGUUGGGAGAGGAAUAUGAAAGAUCAGUACAGAUUGAUGUGACUGUAGAAGAGGCUCUCACAGGCAGACGCCAGAACACCACAUUUGAGGUUAUGUUGCACAAAUACAAAUACAAGAUGGAGCUCAUAAAGACAUCAGAGUACUUUAAACCUGGACUCAAAUACACAGCGUUUGUGAAACUUACAUAUCAUGAUGGCACUCCAGUGCAAGACAUGAAUAAUCCUGUUACAGUGAGAUAUGGUUACACAUUUGACCAUAAUGCAUAUACUGAAGAGAAGCACAAAUUGUCAAAAGAUGGAAUGGUUACGUUAAAUUUUUAUCCCCCAUUGGAAAAUCAAACAGUUCUUUGGAUGGAAGCUGAAUACUUGGAUCUUAAGGAAUGGUUUUCUACUGUUAGUGCUUCUGUAUCUCCAAGCAACACCUUCCUUCAGGCUGUCGUCAAAACAGAACAUCCAACUGUGAAUCAAGAUGUUGAAUUAGAAGUAAACUCGACAGAGCCCAUGAAAUAUUUCACCUAUCAAGUGAUUGGCCGUGGGGAUGUGAUUAUGGCCAAUACUAUAAAACUAGCUGAUAAGAAGACACAUAACUUCAGGUUUCUGGCCACAUAUGUCAUGGCCCCAGUGGCUCAUGUUAUGGUCUACUAUGUGAAAGAAGAUGGUGAAGUCGUUGCAAAUGCACUUGAUAUUGAAUUAGAAGGGGCACUACAGAAUUUUGUGAACAUUACUACAAAUUCUGAGGAAACUCAGCCAGGGACAGAUGUUGAACUCACGGUUGAAGCAAAGCCCAACUCCUAUGUUGGUAUCCUGGGGGUAGAUCAAAGUGUGUUGCUACUGAAGUCAGGAAGUGAUAUCACAAAGGAUGCUGUCUUGGAAGAACUGCGUUUGUAUGAUUCAAACCUUCAAACACCAUACCACUAUGGGUUUAAUUUUAGAGGAAAUGCUUUGAAUUAUUGGUGGCCAGGUUCUGCAACUGCUAGAGAAGUCUUUGAUAGCUCUGGUGCAGUAAUAUUAACUAAUGGUUUAGUGCAUGAACAUUUUCCUUGGGGGUCUGACCAGGGCAUGGGUUUGAUAGCACAGAACCAGUACACAUUCCGACCCAUGCCAGCACCUGGUCAACUUGUGGUGAAGCCAGAUCUUGGGCCUGCGGUAAUAUACAAGCCUGUGACACGUCCUCCUCUAGCAGGCCCAUAUGCCUUCUCACGCAUCCCCACUCCUGUAUGGGACAGGCCUCACGUCUUCCUUAUGCAUGAUAUUGCUUCUACCUGGCUUUUCACCAAUCUGUCUUCAGGGUUUGAUGGAAAAGCAACAAUUCGAAAAUUUGCUCCGGACACCAUUACCUCAUGGGUUAUUUCUGGAUUCUCUGUCGACCCUUUGUUUGGCCUUGGACUUUCUGAAGCACCAAGAAAGCUUCGAGUGUUUCGACCAUUCUUUGUGUCUCUGGACCUGCCAUAUUCAGUUAUCCGCGAUGAAAUUGUUGCUAUUCCUAUUGUGGUAUUCAACUACAUGAACAAGGAUGUGGAGGCAGAUGUUACAUUGGAGAAUGAACAGCUGGAUAAUUUUGAAUUUGCUGAAGUUUCCAAUGAUGUCAAUGAACAACCUAAACUUGAGUUGUAUCGGCGAAAAAGAGUGUCUGUCAGGGCUAACAGUGGGUCUUCCGUAUCCUUCAUGAUAACACCAAAGAAGCUCGGUCAUAUCACGAUAAAAGUAACUGCUUCUAGCCCUUUGGCUGGUGAUUCUGUGGUGAAGAAACUACUUGUGAAGCCUGAAGGGGAAACCCAGUAUUACAAUAAGGCUAUAUUUGUGGACCUCAGAAAUAAGCAGCCAUUCCAAACAACUGUGACUCUAGAUGUGCCAAAGAACAUAGUUGCAGGUUCAGAUAUGGUGGAAGUUUCAGCAGUGGGUGAUAUACUUGGACCAAGCAUACCAAACCUUGCUAAUCUGAUCAGAAUGCCAUCUGGAUGUGGCGAACAAAAUAUGCUUAAUUUUGUGCCUAAUAUUGUCAUCGUUGAAUACCUGAAGAACACAAACCAACUGACUGCAGCUGUUGAAGGUACAGCACUGGGAUACAUGGAAAGAGGUUAUCAACAAGAAUUAACAUAUCGUCACUCAGAUGGAUCCUUCAGUGCCUUUGGAAGCAAGGACGACAGUGGCAGUACAUGGCUGACUGCAUUUGUCGUCAAGUCCUUCCAACAAGCAAUGCCAUAUGUUAAUAUUGAGGACAGCAUAAUCCAAGAAGCUUUACGUUGGUUGUCCAUGAAUCAGGCAGCAAAUGGAAGCUUUUCUGAGGUGGGAAAAGUGAUCCAUCAGGACAUGCAGGGUGGGGCAGCUAAGGGACUAGCUCUGACAGCGUAUACAAUGAUCGCCUUUCUUGAAAACCAGCAGUCAUCAGCUCAACUUUACCGCAAUACCAUCAACAAGGCACUAGACUACAUUGUUAGAAACUUGGAAGGGCUGGAUGACAUUUAUGCCCUUGCUGUUUCAAACUAUGCUCUUCAUCUUGCUCAACAUGCAGCAAAGGACAAAGUCUUCAAUCUGUUUGAGAGCAAAGCCCAGUCCUCUGGUGACCUGAAAUGGUGGAGGAAACCAAUUGGUGUGGAUGAUCAGAAGAAUCCUUGGUAUGGCCUGCCCAACUCUGUCGAUGUGGAAAUGACAGCAUAUGGCUUACUGACGUACCUACAACGUGGUCUUGUACAAGACGCCCUCCCAGUCAUGAAGUGGCUGAUAACACAGCGAAAUGAACAAGGAGGGUUUGCUUCAACCCAGGACACUGUGAUUGGGCUUCAAGCACUGGCCAAGCUUGCGGAGAGAGUUUCAUCUAUGUCAGUGGACAUUUCCGUGUCCUUCUUAUACCCUGGUGGCAGUCCUACCUACUUCAAGAUUAACAGAGCGAACUCCAUGAUUGUGCAAAAACAUGAGCUUCCUGGAAAGGUCAGAAAAAUUGAUAUAUCAGCAUCUGGAUCGGGUUUUGCAGUUGUUCAGGUGUCAUAUCGCUACAAUUUGAACGUGACUGGAGCUUGGCCACUGUUCACACUUGAUCCACAAGUAGAUAAGAACUCGGAUAGAAACCAUCUACAGCUAUCAAUAUGUUCUGGGUUUAUUGGGGCACAAGGAGUCAAUGAGAGCAACAUGGCUGUAAUGGAGGUCACACUGCCAUCUGGUUUCACUGUAGACUCUGAUGCUUUGCCAAGUUUACGGAUGUCUCAGAACGUGAAGCGAGUGGAAACAAAGAAUGGCGACACAGUCAUAAUGCUGUACUUUGACAAGAUGACAAGACAGGAAUACUGCCCUACAGUUUCGGCAUUUAGAACGCACAAAGUGGCCAAGCAGAAGCCAGUUCCAGUCACUAUCUAUGAUUACUACGACUCAUCUCGUCGUGCCAGAGUGUUUUACGAACCCAGAGUUGCCACACUCUGUGACAUCUGUGAAGGAGAAGACUGCAGCACAUCAUGCUCCAGCAAGCCAUAUUCUCACAGUCACGAAAACAACCCGUCAACUGCAACAAGAGUGCUGUUGAGCUCCAUGUGUGUCGUGCUCUCUGUGGUAUUUCUCCAAGGCUGGGUUUCAUAACGUGUUCGUGAUGAGAAAGUGUCAUUAGCCGAGCGCACAAAUACAUGAACCAUAAGGGUAUCCUGCAAUGAUCUGUGCAGUAAAUCUUAACAGUAUUUACUUUCGGUGUGGUAUUGAUAUUUUAACUCUAGAUCCAACCACACCUAGUCUUCAUAUUUGUUUGAUCCAGUCUAAUCUAUAACAAAAUACCAACAAUUUUUAAAUUACAUGAACCUCAAACUGGACCCAGUGGUUUGUCAUGUGGUUACAUAAACCUUUAAGGGAGUCCUCUGUAAAACUCAGAAUGUAGUAAAAAAUCACAUUCCAAUCCAGUAUCUGACGAUUUUAACAAUUUGCAAAUUCAAACAGGAGGAACACAACCUGUAGUGCAGUCAGGCAGAAACUUCUCAUGGAUCAUCCCCCACCAUGUCUACCCUUCCAUCCUGCACUCCCCCUACUCUCUGCACACUCUUCCACUUCUAUGGCCAGAUUACUCAUUCUACAGUGUUAGCUAAGGAGUGCCAGCAAUCAGGGUAGGAUGGUAGGAUGUGGGAAUGGCCCUCCCCACCUAGCAACUCUUAUCCCCACCACCCAUGAGAAUUCUUUGGCUGGCUGAACUAUAGUGGGGCAUCAUAUUACUCAAAGGGUUAAACAUCUGGCAUAGAACAGAGACAUAAAAGACCAUAAUGAAGUCUGGACAGCAAGACACAACAGAAUGAACAUUCUCCAUUAUGAAUUCAGAUGAACCAGACCUGUAAAAUUUCCUAUAAAUCUAGAAACCAUCACCAAAAACAAACUAUCGUGGGUGAAAAUUUUGCUGAAACAUCUGUGUGUAAAUAAUAGCCAGCUCCUGUGAAUCUCAAGAACCUGAUGUGCCUUGGCUAGCAUACAGGAAGAGGAAGGAGGGACAUAUAUAAAGAUAUGAAAGAGCUAAAGGAAAGAAGACAUUAUUUGUCUUGUUUUGUGGGUCAUGUGCUAGUAUUAAUGUAAUAGAAAAUACUACACUUGAGCACCAUCUUGUGCCUUCUUCAGUUAAUAGACUUAUUCAUCAUCAAUAAAAUGUGUAUGCAAUUACUGUUAAUUGUAUUCAGUGACUUAAUACAGUUUACAACCACAAAGUGAAAUUCCAUGUCUAGGUGGUAUGUUUGGACCUAGUAUGUGUCUAUAAGUCUGCAAAAUAAAAUAAAGAUGCCAGAGUUGCUGUAAUGGUUCUUUUGCAAUAUUUAGAACAUCCUUAACAGAUUUAUGUCAAAAAGAAGUACAGAAAAAUAUUACACUACAGGCAACAGUAAACUUUCUACAUAAUUUUCAAUUGUACUGUUAAAUCUUCAUGGGUUACUAUAGGCAUUGGUGUGAAAUAUUUUGACCUGUGAUAGAGAAAGUAACAUCCAGAACUAUUAAAAUCUAUUCUCUCUGUUUCGAAAAGCAUCUAUUCAUAUAUGCUGCACUGGGGCAUGUUCAGACAAACAGACCCAGGAAUGUAAUCCCAUACAAUGAGGAUACCAUGCAUUACAGCCUAUCUAAGAUAUUCUCAAAGUAUUUUUGGUCUGGAAUAAUCUGCAGUUUCUAUAGCUAGAUGGACCUGGUAUACGAGGUCAGAAGAGGUAGAUUAAUUAAUAAUAUAGAUGUUAGCGAUUUCAUUACGUUUUAUAACAAUGACAAAAUGAUAAGCCGAGAAUGUACUUUCACUUUCUCAUACAUGUAGUAUAAGCAAGUGCUGUGACAGUGGGGGAAAAAAAAACUGACCUCAAGAUUUUGAGAGUGGUUCCUUGAAUGUCUCUGAUAGAUGUUAUUCAUAUUCAAUAAGAGUUCGCCCAUUAUAGGUCAGUAUCCAGUGAAUGUGAACAUUCUAGCUCCAAAAAUAGGGACCUCAAACAUAAAACUGUGAUUUUCUUAAUGACAUCAAAAACAA